AUGCACAACCUGCAUGGCGUGGCAUUGCCCGAAUACUGUUCCGUUGUGGCGGAUACUCGAUCUUCUUUGGUUGGUGUCCUUUCGCCUCCUCCUCUCCAUCCAGGCACUUCUAUUCAUCUUGGUCCUCGGAUUGAACCGUCUGCACCACCUGAGUCUGACUGCUCUCUCAUCUCUAAGGCAUCGAUGGUGAUAAAUUCGGAUGGCCCGAGUGUCACUCUUCCUCCACACGAUCAUAUAAUCGAAGACACAGUCUCAUCACACUCAGCAUCUGCCUCUAAUAGCCAGUUGACAAGUGGUGAGAGCUCUGAUUUUUAA
This is a messenger RNA of Protopolystoma xenopodis, 315 nucleotides long. The record is from the annotation of a GenBank genome assembly. NCBI's taxonomy places the organism in Eukaryota, Metazoa, Platyhelminthes, Monogenea, Polystomatidea, Polystomatidae.